Diaporthe amygdali is the source of this 333-nucleotide messenger RNA. RefSeq lists its product as uncharacterized. The coding region runs from base 1 to 333 and encodes 110 amino acids. The transcript has a single exon. NCBI's taxonomy places the organism in Eukaryota, Fungi, Ascomycota, Sordariomycetes, Diaporthales, Diaporthaceae. The record is from RefSeq and is a predicted model, not a curated record.
AUGUCCACGAAAUUCAACCUCCCAGCCCUCAUCAAAGACACCCGCACCCGCACCAAGAAAUUCAGCAACAAGCGCGGCGGUGAUGGCGGUCUCCUUCCAGGCGCCUAUGGCAGCUAUGGUAUAGCUAGCCCUUCGUCGGCGGCGCCAAGCCUAUGGAGCCCAUACGCCCGACCGCCUAGGCGCUCCAAGAAGCUCGUUCUGCUCUGGCUGUUCACCUUCCUGACGAUUGGCUUCUUGACCUGGUACCUAUCAACCCGGCGAGGCGUGGCAACAGAGAGCUAUGCCGAGGUCUUGACGGAGGCACCGCCCAAGGAGAUCGUGGUGGACCAGUAG